Molecule: messenger RNA, 5703 nt
Organism: Nematostella vectensis (starlet sea anemone)
Lineage: Eukaryota; Metazoa; Cnidaria; Anthozoa; Actiniaria; Edwardsiidae
Product: neuralized-like protein 4
Exons: 24
Coding region: 48-4298 (1416 amino acids)
Molecular function (GO): ubiquitin protein ligase activity
Source: RefSeq, a predicted model, not a curated record
CACUUCAAAAUUGUUGGUCAGCGGUUGACAUUGAAGAAGAAAAAAACAUGGCGGCUUCGUGCGAAUUUCACGAGCGUCAUGGGAGUUUGAUUUUUUUGAGCAAUGGAAACCGAACCGCCCGACGACGGAACCCAAGCGCAGAAUUUAACAACGGACUAGUAUUCACUAAACAUAUGCUCGGUCCCUCAGAGCUCUUAGAAGUACGAAUAGAUCGAAAAAUCACCAACUGGUCUGGAUCUAUGGCUAUCGGUGUCACUACCGCUAACCCAAGCAUGAUAGAAAUUCCAUCCUCUGCAACAGGCCUAAAAAAUGGCUACUGGAUUAUGUCGGGGAUGUCUGUAGUAAAAAAUGGUACUGCAAUCUUAGAUAGCUAUGGUACAGACUUGGAUGAGCUGACUGAAGGUGACAGAGUUGGGGUUCUUAGGACUGGGGAUGGUUGCUUACAUUUCUAUGUGAAUGGUAAAGACUUGGGGGUGGCAGCCAGCGAAAUACCAGGAAAUCUUUAUGGUGUUGUCGAUCUGUAUGGAAAAUGCGUAGAGGUUUCUGUGUAUUCUCAUUUCAAGCCAAGGGAAGGCAUGGUACCAAGCCCGGUGCAAUCAACAGCAUCUGUUGUGUUCCACCCUCACUGUGGAUCACUUGUUCAACUGGGGAAUCGUAACAGAACAGCAGAGAGACAGUUUCCUGAAGAGGAAUUCAAGAACUCUGUUGUGUUGACAAAUCAGCCCUUAAGAGAUAAUGAAUUAUUUGAAGUUGUUGUAGAAAAGUUGACUGACAUGUGGGCUGGGUCUCUCGAAGUUGGAAUCACCUCCCAUAAUCCUUUACAAAUUGUGCUACCACCGACCAUGACCAGUAUGACGUCAGGGGCAUGGAUGUGGAGUGGCACGUCAAUUAUCAUUAAUGGACAAGAAGUCAGAAGUGAUUAUAGUGAAUUAAGUCUAGAGUCAAUAAAGGCUGGUGACAAAGUAGGAAUUUUGAAGACAGCUGAUGGAACUGUUAGUUUUUACUUAAAUGGUGUCUGCAUGGGCGUGGCUGCCGAUGAUAUCCCGCCUGGGGUGUUUGGGGUGGUGGAUCUGUACGGCGCGGCUGUCAGGGUAUCUGUAGUCAGUGCUGACACUUCUAAUGAAUUGGAGAAUGAGGAAGAACAGGCCACUGCGCUUGUUGGCGCAACUUGUGACACUGAAGAUGACUCUCCCGAUGAUGCUCCACUGCUUUUCAGUUCCCGAUGUGGAAAGUCUGUCCGCCUAAUGAAUGGAAAUUAUACUGCCUUUCGACCAAGGGCCCUUGAAGAGUUCAACAAUGCAGUUGUGCUGACAAACCGACCCAUUAAGCACGGGGAACUAUUUGAGGUUUAUGUCGACCGCCAACUGGACAAAUGGGCAGGGUCACUAGAAAUUGGCCUAACUACCCAUAACCCAGCGACACUAGAACUUCCAGCAACCAUCACAAACUUGAUGACAGGUGCAUGGGUCAUGUCAGGUGGCGGGAUGAUGAAGAAUGGUGUGACCACUAUAGAGACCUAUGGAAGAAAUCUUGAUGAUCUUAAGGCUGGUGAUAGAGUUGGGUUGGUUUACAAAGAGGACGGCUCGCUGAACUUCUUCAUUAAUGGUGAAGACAUGGGACUUGCAGCACAAGAUAUUCCAGUGGUUACCCCAGUCUAUGGUAUGGUGGAUCUCUAUGGUAGAUCAGCACAAGCUACCAUCACCAACGGACGACCCAGAGAGGACAUACCAGAAGGGGAACCUGCGGUUACGAGCACUGGCACAUCAACAAGAAGCGAAACACCUCUUCCCCAUGCUCCCGCAAGUACUGCCGCUGUACCUAACGACAACUGGUUCACCUUCAGUAGUUUCCAUGGCGACCAAGUAGUCAUCAGUCAUGACCACCGCAACGCCAUCAGAGUUAAUCCCCUAGUGGAGUUCAACAAUGCUAUUGUGAUGAGCCAGCGGCCACUUCGUGAUGACGAGAUGUUUGAGAUCAUUAUUGAGAAGCAGGUUGAUAGAUGGUCAGGCUCGCUGGAAGCAGGUGUGACCAGCAUUGCACCAGACAAGCUCAGCUUUCCCAACACCAUCACGGAUCUGGACCAUGAUACCUGGAUGCUUUCUGGUUCAUCAGUGCUCCAGGAUGGCGCCACUAUUUUGAAUGGUUAUGGCUGCGACCUGGACAAGCUCAAGGAGAACUUCCGCCUGGGAAUCAUGCGUAAAGCUGACGGAUCCCUGCACUACUUUGUCAACGGCGAGGACUGCGGGUCAGCGGCCUCCUCUGUGCCAGCAGGUGUGUAUGCUAUUAUUGACCUGUACGGUCAGUGUGUACAAGUGUCUGUGUACGACGAAGACUAUGUGGAGCAGCAAAAGCUUCCCUCCUCCCACCCCUCCCAAGAGGAAUCCCGAGCACUUUCUGUCCCCCCUACAGUACCCCCUGUCAGAACGGACACACCCGACGUCAUCCCAGGUGGUGUCCCACAUGGCUUCCAUCCUUGCUGCGGCAAGAACGUCUCUCUUGAGAAUAGCCGCUGGACAGCUACUCGAUGUCGCGACUUCAGCAAUGCCUUGUUGUUUAGCGCUAAGCCCCUCCACGAUGACGAGAUCUUUGAGAUUAAAGUAGACCGGCUUAGUAGUCAGUGGUCCGGGUCUCUUGGGAUAGGUGUCACGUCUUGCUUGUUGCCCAUGUUUAACGUACCCGCCACUGCCAGUGAGUUACGUGACGGAACAUGGAUCAUGGUCGAGUCACGCAUUCUCAAGGAUGGUGUCACUCUGAAGGAAAACUACGGAUGGAGUCUGGAUCGCACACAGGUGGGUGCUUCUAUUGGUGUUCAAAGGAGGUCAGAUGGCACCCUACACAUCUAUUACAAUGGCGAGGAUCAGGGCGUUGCUGCUGUAGACGUCCCGAGGAUGGUGUUUGCAGUAGUCGACCUUUAUGGGAAGGUGGAACAGGUUUCUGUCGUCAGGGAUUCAGAUACACGAGUCACCGCUACACCAAGAAGCAACAGCGAGGGCGAGCAGCAGCAGAAGGGCCAACAGCUGCAGGCAGAGAAAGACUCGGACGAGGCGGAGACGACGCCAAAGACGAGGUUCUUAUUCAGUCGUCACUGUGGACAGCAUGUACGUCUUGAUAACAGGCGCGUGUCUGCUCGUCGGGUGGCAAGCUAUAACUAUGGCGUUGUGCUCAGCGAUGUACCUUUACUCCACAACGCGCUCUUUCAAAUCCGUGUGACUAAGCUAGAGAGCCACUGGUCUGGGUCUCUGAUGGUUGGUCUCACAGACCACGAUCCCGAGUGCCUGAAUCUGCCCUCCACCGCCAACUCCAUGAAGAUCUGUCCAUGGAUUGUCGUCAACAAAGCGGUCUAUAUUAAUGGCAACAAGGUCUUCGAAGGCCUGGGUCGAGGGCUUGAUGAUCUUCGUGUUGGUGAUACCGUGGGCCUGAUGAUCGACACUAGUGCCAGGCUUCAUGUUUUUGUCAACGGCGAGGACCAAGGCGUGGUCGCUGAGGACCUGCCGGCCAAGCCUCACAUGGUGGUCGACUUGUACGGAAGCUGUCAAGAGGUUUCCAUAGUAACGACAGUUGAGCAGGGGCAGCGCGGGGGUGAGGUCGCUAGUGAGGAGAAACUUGCCAGGGGAACAGCAGAGGAGCGGUCCAAGAGCACUUGCGAAUACAGGCAAAUGUGCGAUCGAUUCCGACAAAGUCUCGCUAUACCAGAUGGUUACUUCAACCACGAGUCAAAAGCAAACAUAUGCUACUGUCAAACGUGCCGCGUCUCCCGCAGUGAGAAAGAAUACGAGGUCAGCGGCGAUCCCCAAAGACGCUAUGCGCUGCCUCUCGGAUGGUGCCAGUUUGCGUUAGGACUUCCUCCAAGAGUGCAGUCCUUGCAAGUACUGGAAAAAUGGCAUGUGGCAUUCUACGGGACACAGACCGGCAGCAUUCGCCGCAUACUCGACACAGGGGAUCUACUUAUACCGGAUUCGAGAAGACGUCGUCAAAGCAGCAAAAAAAAUUUUAAUAAGGAGAACGAGACUCCUCAGCUGAUGAUUUCGCCUUCUGUCAAGUGUGCUAUAUGUAGUUCCACCCAGAACUUAACAAGGUUUCGAGAUGGCCCUACUGGCACACUCUGUAACGCACAAGUUGCUUUCCUUGUCCGAGUGAAGCCUGGGUCCUACUGCACUGGCCAGUCGUCGUGCUGUGAUCUCAGCAGCAAUGAAGCAGUGUCAGAUCACAACCUCGACACUCCAGAUCUGGAGUGGUAUAUCAAGGAGAAGGGCACGGUGCUGCUGGCGGCGCUUCUUAUUAAGAUUGACCCUACUUGAAAAUCACCCUAUAGAUCUAAUGAAACACCCAGUUGUUAUACUACAGAUAACUGAGAGAGCACCCGGCUCACCCUACAGCUAUCAUAGGACACCCUGUUGUCACCCUAGAUGUACCAUUAGACACCAUGUGUUCACCUAACAAGAUACCAUGGGACACGUGGCCACCCUACAGAUAUCUUAUGACACCCUGUUGUCACCCUAGAUGUACCAUUAGACACCAUGUGUUCACCUAACAAGAUACCAUGGGACACGUGGUCACCCUACAGAUAUCAUAGGACACCCUGUUGUCACCCUAGAUAUACGACACCAUGUGUUCACCUAACAAGAUACCAUGGGACACUUGGCCACCCUACAGAUAUCAUAGGACACCCUGUUGUCACCCUAGAUAUACGACACCAUGUGUUCACCUAACAAGAUACCAUGGGACACUUGGCCACCCUACAGCUGUCAUAGGACACCCUGUUGUCACCCUAGAUGAACGAAACCAUGUGAUCACCUAACAAGAUACCAUGGGACACUUUGUUGCCACCCUACAGAUAUUAUAGAACACCCAGUGGUCACCCUACAGCUAUCAUAGAACACCCUGUUGUCACCCUAGAUGUACCAUAAGACACCGUGUGUUCACCUAACAAGAUACCAUGGGACACGUGGCCACUCUACAGCUAUCAUAGGACACCCUGUUGUCACCCUACAGAUGGCAUGGGACAACCUAUAGUCACCCUACAUAUACCAUUAGUUUUAAAUGUUGUGGUUACUCUACGAAUACAUUAGAACUUUUGUGGUCAUACUAUUCUAGGUCACCAAAGGGAUAAUAACUGAAGUGUGCUUAGAUACCUAAGGGUCUGUUAAGACACAUAAGCACACUUAUUGCCAGAAUACAGAUCACUUUUUUGGUCACAGCAGAGAUAAGGUAAGGAGACAGUCUCCAAUGUAAGACAUAAUUGAAUACGAAAACUUUAGUGAGAUGAAUUGGUUCAACAUGAAUAUAUUAUAAGUUGACGCUAAAAUAAUAGUAGAGAUACGUGCUACCCUGGCCACCAUUACAAGGUUUUCUUAAGAAACUACCCAAGGUGGCGAUGGUAGCGCGCGUCGCACUAUAUUUUAUUGCAACAAUAGGCCAUUCCAGGUAUAAGUUUGCACGCGCAUUACCAUAGAAACCUACCUCAACUACCAGAAUGCAGCGCGCGCAUUUUUAAGCUUGCACCAGGUAGGUUUCCAUGGUGAGUGCGCGCGCAUGCUUAUAGCUGGAAUGGCCUAUUGCAACAAGUAUUUGCUCCUCGCAGAACUUGUUGCCUGUUGAGUUCGAGAGAAACCCUCUGGUUUUAUUUGCACAAGAAUUUAUGAAUAAUAAUAUUAAUGUACCAAAGUGAAUAAAAAUUGUAAAAAUAAAAGAUCAAACUUGUUA